This is a messenger RNA of Entamoeba invadens IP1, 1191 nucleotides long. Its product is annotated as Rho/RAC guanine nucleotide exchange factor, putative. NCBI's taxonomy places the organism in Eukaryota, Evosea, Mastigamoebida, Endamoebidae. Gene Ontology annotation, molecular function: protein binding; guanyl-nucleotide exchange factor activity. The record is from RefSeq and is a predicted model, not a curated record. Bases 1 to 1191 code for a protein of 396 amino acids. The transcript has a single exon.
AUGUCACUUCGUAAAUCGUUAUGUCGCAACUCAGUCCGCAUGAGCCCGACUUUUUGUCUGCAGUUACCAGAAGAGGAAUCCCCAAGACUUAAGUCUUCUUUUCCACUGAAAACUUCCAAAAUAACACAUAUGACCCCAAUACGCCCAAUUUUUUUACUUUCGAAAAGCCAGAACAAUAAGAAGAAUAAUAACGAUAAUAUAGUCACACUUCAAAAUACAAUUCGUGGCUUCCUUGUAAGGCAAAAAUAUGAGUGUGCAUUAUUGAUGAAACGCCGAAAUGCGUUCUUGGAGUUUUAUGAGACGGAAAAGAACCUCUUAAAGACAAUGGAAUCAAUUAAUUCGUUGUUCUCGGAACCACUCAAGACGGAAACAAAUGACAGUUUGAAGUAUAAUACCAUUCUUAAUAAUUGCAUAUCGUCCUCAAAAAGUGUUGUUCGAAAACUGAAAAUGGUCGCAAAUGAUUACCACUACGACACAAACAUUGGGGAUGUCAUUAACACCAUCUUGACGAUCAUCAGUCCUCUUCUGACAUACUGCACCGAGUACGACAAUAUCGUCUUGGCUUGGAAAGAGCUGCGCAAAACACCAAAUGGAAAGUCGGUGAUCGGUGAGUCCGAAAAAAGAAUCGCCCCAGACACUUUAGACCAAUUGCUCAUCCAACCCGUGCAACGAGCAAUGCGAUACCCAAUGCUUGUCGACGUUCUUUUAAAAAAUACUCCACAUGACCAUUCGGACAUUGUGAUGCUCCAAAAAGCACUCUCCCACUUCUUGCAGUUUUGCAAAAUAGUCAACACACGAGCAAAAAUGCACGACAGACUUGUCGAAGUGUCGCUCGAGAGGAAAAUCAAAGCUCUUGUUCAGAAAGGGAGGUUCCACGUGAUGACGUCUUCUGUCGAAUUUAAAGAGGAGAAACGGAAGUGCCAAUGUGAGAUCGAACUCUUCAAUGAUAAAAUCCUGCUCUUCGACAAAACACGGAAAACAUUUUUGCAAAAAGUUAUUCAAAUCAAGGACAUCAGAUCAUUCAACACGGACAAGAAGAACAUCAUAUUCCAGUUCGACAAAGCAGUUUGUCUGUUCGUUUUCAAAAAUGGACAGAUGGAAGAGUUUGUCAAAAUGAUGGAGUGGAUAUUGGAGACAAGGUUCUUUGAUAUCGAGGACCAAACAAAUUGGAUGAACCACAUCGUUGACUAA